Molecule: messenger RNA, 417 nt
Organism: Mesorhabditis belari
Lineage: Eukaryota; Metazoa; Nematoda; Chromadorea; Rhabditida; Rhabditidae
Source: the annotation of a GenBank genome assembly
AUGGGAUAUGUCCUUUUGAAGCCUUUUGAAAUUCCGGAAUGUCCAAUUUGUGGUGCUUGUGCUUACAAGAAGCAUCAUCCACAUAAAGCCAUUCCGUUACUAGAGAAAAAGGCUAAUCAAAUGUCGAUGGAACUUCAACAAGAGUCAAGAAAUGUCAUCAACACUUACAAGGAUUUGGUUCCUAAAUUGCACAAGGGACUUCUCGAAGGCAUCAACGUCUUUGAAACGAAAUUACUUUCGAAAGAAGAAAUUCUCAACGACGCAGCAACUUUUGCCGAUUUACAGGAGAAACACGAGUCAUUUACAAAAAUAAAGUCCACGUUCGAAUCAUAUGCUGAGGAUUACUUACCUUGUUUACGCAAAUUCGACACUGGAGUUAACCAAUUGAUUCAAACUCUCAACGAGAUCCGUGAUGCC